Messenger RNA from Chiroxiphia lanceolata (lance-tailed manakin), 2590 nucleotides. It is a transcript of the gene ACTA2, whose product is annotated as actin alpha 2, smooth muscle. Bases 151 to 1284 code for a protein of 377 amino acids. The record is from RefSeq and is a predicted model, not a curated record. The transcript is spliced from 9 exons. NCBI's taxonomy places the organism in Eukaryota, Metazoa, Chordata, Aves, Passeriformes, Pipridae.
GGGAGGCUAGUGGGAGGAGAAGAGCUGAAGGGGCUAUAUAACCUCAGAGCUUUCAGAUACAGAGUGCACCAUCCCAGAGCAGCUAACCCCAGCCAAGCACUGUCAGGGGCUGUUUUCUGUCUGGAGGGCCAGAGGACACUGACAUAGAAGAUGUGUGAGGAAGAAGACAGCACUGCCCUUGUGUGUGACAAUGGGUCAGGGCUCUGUAAAGCUGGCUUUGCCGGGGAUGACGCUCCAAGAGCAGUUUUCCCAUCCAUUGUGGGUCGUCCGAGGCACCAGGGUGUGAUGGUUGGUAUGGGUCAAAAAGACAGCUACGUAGGUGAUGAGGCUCAAAGCAAGAGAGGAAUCCUGACCUUGAAAUACCCCAUAGAACAUGGCAUCAUUACGAACUGGGAUGACAUGGAGAAGAUCUGGCAUCACUCUUUCUACAAUGAGCUCCGGGUUGCACCUGAAGAACACCCGACUCUGCUGACUGAAGCACCACUGAAUCCCAAAGCCAACCGUGAGAAAAUGACCCAGAUUAUGUUUGAGACAUUUAAUGUGCCAGCCAUGUAUGUAGCUAUUCAAGCUGUUCUGUCCCUCUAUGCCUCUGGACGUACCACAGGGAUCGUGCUUGACUCCGGGGAUGGUGUCACCCACAACGUGCCAAUUUACGAAGGCUAUGCCCUGCCACACGCCAUCAUGCGUCUGGACCUGGCGGGCCGUGACCUGACAGACUACCUCAUGAAAAUCCUGACAGAGCGUGGAUACUCCUUUGUGACCACUGCGGAGCGUGAAAUUGUCCGUGACAUCAAGGAGAAACUGUGUUACGUGGCCCUGGACUUUGAAAAUGAGAUGGCCACUGCUGCAUCUUCCUCCUCUCUGGAAAAAAGCUAUGAGCUUCCUGAUGGUCAGGUGAUCACCAUUGGAAACGAACGCUUCCGCUGCCCAGAGACCCUCUUCCAGCCAUCUUUCAUUGGCAUGGAGUCUGCUGGCAUUCACGAAACCACUUACAACAGCAUCAUGAAAUGUGACAUAGACAUCAGAAAGGAUCUUUAUGCCAACAACGUGCUGUCUGGAGGCACUACAAUGUACCCGGGUAUUGCAGACAGGAUGCAGAAGGAAAUAACUGCUUUGGCUCCUAGCACUAUGAAGAUCAAGAUCAUUGCUCCUCCUGAACGCAAGUAUUCUGUCUGGAUUGGAGGUUCUAUUCUUGCCUCCCUGUCUACUUUCCAGCAGAUGUGGAUCAGCAAACAGGAAUAUGAUGAAGCUGGCCCAUCCAUUGUUCACCGCAAAUGCUUUUAAAUUGCUUUGUCUUUAUAUGUCUCCUUCGUGUGAAUGUAUUCAGGAAAAUACAUUCUUAUAAUUUCAUUCCAUAAAUCCGUCAUCGUAAUUAAUCUAAUUAAUUGGAUACUGUGUAUUUUUUUAAAAUAAAUUUUAAUUAUGCUAUGAAAUUGCUGCUCCUAUUUAAACAAACAAAACCAAAAGCCAAGCUGUGCAUGUGUGGAGAUGCCAUUAUGGCUGGUCUGAAGCACCAUCUUGUGACAUGAAUUUGUUACUACACUGUACUGGGCUUAACAGAAAAGGGGUACCUUUACCUCCUCAAUGAUACCAAUGCCAGAAAAUGCUUACCUAUCAGGCUGCACGUUCUCAAAGUUCAGCCUCAGAAAACAUUUUAAUUUGCAAACAGAACAUGUUGUGGUUUUUUCCAAAGUUCUGGGCCAGUACCAAAGGAGCAUAGCAUGUGUCCGAUAUCAGGAUGAGCAUGGGCACUCUGCUUUGCAUCUGCUCUAUCCGGAAAUAUUCUAUCUCUACGUCACUUCUUAAUUCACAGCUGUCAUGCUGGAAAAUCUAAUUGCUUACAGGACAUGGCCCAGAGGUGUACAAUGUGUACCACAACAUUUCUUUGAAGAAACAAAACCUGUUCCUUUGGGAGCAUAUCUAAACAUUAAUAUUAGGUUGAACAUAUGCCCUCAGGAUGAGUGCAGCCUAUUAUUUUUAUGUUGUGAUUUCUAGCAAGAUCUAAAGAGUAAUUAAGCUGGCUUAAUACACUUUCUCUUCAGAACUUUUUUUUAGGGGGGCUGGUGGGUGAGUAAUGUAAUCAAAGUAGCUAAAAUAAUUUAGACAAUUUUCUUUUUCUGUGAUUUUUCUGAUUCCUUUUGUAAUCUUAAAUACAUCAAAACUGAUAGUCAGCUAAAAGCAUAUGCACAGAAGCUGAAGCCAGUAAUACUAUCUGAAAAGUAUAUAUAUAUAUAUAUAUAUAUGAAUAAAGAAUUCACUGAGACAGACCUGGAAAAGGUCACUUCUAAGGAACUUGCUGCAAUCUGUAUUCAUUAGAGUUCAGGAUAAAGGAUGCUAUUUAUUUUUGUUAACCUGUUUUCCUCCCUAAACUCAGUAGUUUAUCUCACUUGCCUGUUACUUGUUAUCUUUCAAACUGUAAGCUCUUUGCAACAGCACCUGUUAUUUACCUGCAUAACCCCGGAGUUCCAGAUCUUGUCCAGCUUCUGAGUGUUAGCACAUGUUGCAAACCUCUUUGUACUAACCUCGCAUUUAAAGUAUAGGUCAUCUAAGUUCUUGGAACAAUUACUAAAUAAACUCUUGUAAAAGCAAA